GCUCACCUAGGUGCAAUAGAAAUCAUGUUUUUGGUAUGGUUCAUGAAUGGAAAGAGGCUGAGUGCAGGGGGAGCAGGGAGGAGAAACUGCAAAAACUCAAGCAUUGUUUUGGCUCUUUAUCAGUUCAUUUCUGCAGCUCCUGGAAAGGAAGGAGCACCCGUAAAGCAGAGCAAGAAUCAGGAAAGGCUGCAGCUUUAGGGGGGCUGCUUGUCCCCUGCCUCUGCUGGAGGGCAUGCAGCAUGGGGAAGAGGUGAUGAUCAUCUUGAACCAUUCUUUAACCCCAACCAGGUGCUGUGACGGCCACACCCUGAUUGAUAUUGGCAGUGGACCCACCAUUUACCAGCUGCUUUCUGCCUGCGAGUCAUUUAAGGAGAUUAUUGCUUCAGAGUAUAUAGACCAAAAUUGCCAGGAGCUGCUGAAGUGGCUGAAGAACGAGCCCGGAGCAUUUGACUGGACUCUGGUGGUGCAGCACGUGUGUGAGCUGGAGGGAGACAGGAACAAAUGGGCUGAGAAAGAGGGGAAGUUACGAGGAGCCAUCAAACGCGUCCUAAAAUGUGAUAUCCACAAAAGCAACCCCUUGGAUCCCGUUGUCCUGCCUCCGGCCGACUGCCUGGUCUCAUCGCUGUGCUUGGAAGCUGCCUGCAAAGACCAGAGCUCCUACCGCGCCGCUCUGAGGAACAUCAGCUCUCUGCUAAAGCCAGGGGGGCACUUGGUGCUGAGCGGAGAUUUGGGCACCAGUUUCUACAUGGUCGGUCCCAAAAAGUUCUCCUGCUUGCCCCUGACAGAGGAAUUUCUGUGGGAGGCUCUUAGUGCAACGGGCUUCACCGUUGAGACAGUUGAGGUUGUCUCCUGGGCUGACGUGGCCCAGCACGACAUCUGUGAUUUCUCUGGGAUGUACUUCAUUGUCGCUCGCAAAAAUUAAAGUGAUUAAGUCCCUUGGAGAAUUGGGGGAAAAUUGUCCCCAGUGGGAAAAGAGAAUCUUAUUAAGGCUUCAUUCUCUUGCUGGUCAUGGCUCUCUUCUCCUUUAAUUGUUGUGCAUUCCCCGUGAUGACAGGGAAAGAUUUUCCUACAUGCCCUUAAUUUGGACUGAAGACGUUUACUCUCAUAGAGGGACAAUUUGAGGCAAUAACUAGCAGACCCUAAUUGGUAUCUUGGCCUUGAUCUGUCCUCAUUCCUUGGAAGGGGAUUGAUUGGAACUGAUGGAAUUUGGGAUUUAUGAGCAGAAAAGUCAAGUUGUCACGUAGCCUGAGUGGGAACUAUAGGGGGUUUCGCCUUCUUCUGUAGCAGCAAACAGUUCUUUUUCCUUGGUGCUCUCUAGACCAACUAAAUAGUUGGAAAUAUUGUCCUUUGCAAGUUUUCAGGCACAUACACCCUUCUUCAGGCAAGAGAGACUCUGGAUACUGUGCCCAUUUCAACAGUGGCACCCAAAACUUAGUUGCUGCAGCAACAAAUCAAAAUCAAAUUCCUUUGCAGUAGAUAGUCCAGUAGAAAUAUGCUGAUUAACAUGCCUUAAAUUUAGGUGAUUCUUGAACGCUUUCUGCACACCCUGUCCUUUUGGCCUUGGCAUUUUCUGAAGCAAACCUCCAGGAAACCACAUCGUGAGAGGAAAGUUGUUCUCUGUCGUGGUGGUUGUCCUUGUUCUUGCUCUCCACAUUUUUGGCAUCUCCAGAUAACUCAAUGGAUGCUGCUCAAGUGUUUGUCAAAUGUCACGUUACUUCUCAAAAUUAGCUGUAUGAAAAAUGGAAUCAAAAUACAGCUUUAUUAAAUAUUCCCAGUGAUGAACAUGAGAGACUGACUCUACUAGACCUAAACCAAAUGUAUUAUGUGUGGCUUGCCAUUGUUUCCAAUAAACGCUGAAUUGUUCUCUAACUGUACUAUGUCAUCCUUUUCCUUAGGUUUAUGAGUUCCCUGGAAAUGUGCAUCACCCAUGUCCUUCCCGACCACAUUGCCAGGACACCACAAUUUCAGCAGGGAUAGACAUUUUUUUACAGGUCAGGGAUUUGAGGCAUAGGAAGCUUGGAUAUUCCCAAGAAGUAACACUCCUCCAUUUCUUACCCUCUCCCUCAGUUUGCUCAUGCAAGGUGCUGGGGGUAGGGUUGUGCUCAGAGA
Messenger RNA from Alligator mississippiensis (American alligator), 2109 nucleotides. RefSeq names its product nicotinamide N-methyltransferase-like. Gene Ontology annotation, molecular function: N-methyltransferase activity. The record is from RefSeq and is a predicted model, not a curated record. Bases 233 to 922 code for a protein of 229 amino acids. Gene Ontology annotation, cellular component: cytosol. The transcript has 2 exons. Lineage: Eukaryota; Metazoa; Chordata; Crocodylia; Alligatoridae.